This is a messenger RNA of Gavia stellata (red-throated loon), 4378 nucleotides long. It is a transcript of the gene LETM1, whose product is annotated as leucine zipper and EF-hand containing transmembrane protein 1. Gene Ontology annotation, cellular component: mitochondrial inner membrane. Gene Ontology annotation, molecular function: calcium ion binding; ribosome binding. Bases 43 to 2019 code for a protein of 658 amino acids. The record is from RefSeq and is a predicted model, not a curated record. Gene Ontology annotation, biological process: intracellular monoatomic cation homeostasis. The transcript has 12 exons. Lineage: Eukaryota; Metazoa; Chordata; Aves; Gaviiformes; Gaviidae.
UGUUGUUGGACUAAGGGAUCUGAACAAAUAUACUUUACUCUUAUGAGCUCUUCUGGCUCAUGGACACCGCUAGCAACCGUGGGUGUUUUAGGUCCCCAGUAUCUUCCAGUUAGAUGGUGGCAUUCUUCACGUCCUCUUCAAGAUGACUCCAUAGUUGAAAAGUCACUGAAGUCCUUAAAGGACAAAAACAAGAAGUUAGAAGAAGGUGGUCCUGUAUAUAGUCCAACAGAAGUGGAAGUUGUGAAAAAAUCUAUUGGACAGAGGAUUGUGGACGAACUGAAGCACUAUUACCAUGGUUUUCGAUUACUGUGGAUUGACACAAAAAUAGCUGCAAGGAUGCUCUGGCGAAUACUUCAUGGAAACACUUUGUCUCGUCGAGAACGGAGACAGUUUCUUCGAAUAUGUGCUGAUCUUUUCCGCUUGGUCCCUUUCCUAGUUUUUCUUGUUGUCCCAUUUAUGGAAUUUUUGCUUCCAGUAGCUCUUAAGUUGUUCCCCAAUAUGCUUCCUUCUACAUUUGAGACGAAGUCUAAAAAGGAGGAAAGAUUGAAGAAAGAACUGAGAGUAAAGCUUGAAUUGGCUAAAUUCCUUCAAGACACAAUUGAGGAGAUGGCCUUAAAAAAUAAAGCAGCCAAAGGAAAUGUUACAAAAGAUUUUUCAACGUUCUUUCAAAAGAUCAGGGAAACUGGCGAAAGACCCAGUAAUGAGGAGAUCUUAAGGUUCUCUAAGCUGUUUGAAGAUGAGUUGACUCUGGACAAUCUAACCAGGCCUCAGUUGGUGGCACUUUGUAAAUUGUUGGAACUUCAGUCAAUUGGGACAAAUAACUUUCUCCGCUUCCAGCUGACUAUGAGGUUGAGAAGCAUAAAAGCAGAUGACAAACUGAUUGCUGAAGAAGGAGUUGAUAGCCUGACUGUUAAAGAACUGCAGGCAGCUUGUCGUGCCCGAGGUAUGAGAGCUCUUGGUGUGACAGAGGAGCGUCUUAAGGAACAGCUUAAACAGUGGUUAGAUCUGCACCUGAACCAGGAAAUCCCUACUUCGUUGCUUAUUUUAUCCAGAGCCAUGUAUCUUCCAGAUACCCUUUCUCCAGCUGAUCAGCUCAAAACAACACUUCAGACACUACCAGAGAGUGUUGCCAAAGAGGCUCAAGUCAAAGUGGCAGAAGUUGAAGGUGAAAAAGUAGAUAACAAAGCACGGCUGGAAGCAACACUUCAGGAAGAGGAAGCCAUCAGGAAAGAAAAUGAAGAAAAAGAGAUGGAAAGAAUGUCUGAAGCUGCAGAGAAAGCCAAAGAAACCCUUCAAGUUGUAGCCAUGAUGGCUAUGGAUACUGAACACGAACUGGCAAGGGCAGAUACGGCAAUGCACUCAGAGACACUGAAAGAUACAGCACCAGUGUUGGAAGGUAUUAAGGGUGAGGAAAUCACUAAGGAGGAGAUUGACAUGCUGAGUGAUGCUUGCACCAAGCUGCAGGAACAGAAAAAAUCACUAACGAAGGAAAAGGAAGAGCUCGAAGAAUUGAAGGGUGAUAUCCAGGAGUAUAGCGAGGAUUUGCAAGAGAUAAAAGAGCUCUCUAAAACUGGCCAAGAAGAGGUAGUUGAAGAGUCAAAGGCAAGCAAGCGAUUGACGAAGAGGGUGAACCGAAUGAUUGGUCAGAUAGACAAAAUUAUUAAUGAAUUAGAAACAAGUCAAAAGAUGGUGGAUGUAAAGCUGGACAGUGGUGAUAGUCCUCCUGCUGGCGAGAAUCUCAUCAGUAUUGCUGAGCUAAUUAAUGCGAUGAAACAAAUUCAGAAGAUUCCAGAGGAGAAGCUAACUAGGAUUGCAGAGGCACUAGAUGAAAACAAGGAUGGCAAAAUUGAUAUAGAUAAUGUUGUUAAGGUAGUAGAAUUAAUUGACAAAGAAGAUAUUGAUAUUGGCACCAGUCAGGUUGCUGAGAUUAUGGCACUGCUUCAAAAAGAAGAAAAACUGGAAGAAAAAGAGAAAGCAAAGGAAAAGCAUGAUAAAGAAGCUGCAGAAGCAAAGAAUUAAGCUUCAGAAUCUGUAGCUAAUCCCAAUUGUAACCACAACCUUGUAUAUCUUUCUGUGUCUAACGGCUACAUAUUACUUGAGCUUUUGUGAUUAUGGGAAGUGUUUUGAGCUGAUUAUAGUAAUAAAUCAUAGUUACGUUUUCUGACAUAUGGAAUGAAAUUUCCGUUUAUCAAAGAAGCAAUUUACUGUCAUUCCAUAGAGAUGAAAACAAAAUAUGCUUCUUUAGCUGUGCUCCUGCCCACAAAAUCAUGUAUUUGCACUCAUUGUUGUGGUACAGUGAUCCAUUAAACUUGCAAGUUUGCUGUAUAAAUUAAGUGUAUCUAUCAUGGAAAAAUGUUUCUCAUUUAUUUCCUUUGAUCAUUACAUGGGGCCCAACCUUGCUCUGCUUCUUCCUUUUAGCUUUUUCAGAAUUUAAUACAAACUUUCCCUUCCAUUACAAUAUUACAUAUUUUGUAACAUGUUAGUGAAGAUUCUGUGGCAUCAGUAGUAGCUCUUUAGAUUGAGUUUUAUUUAAGCUAGGUAUCACAAAGCUGUUGCCUCACUGACAGAGAAUGUGGCAUUCUAAUCACUUUUACGAAUUCAGGAUUAUUAUUUUUUUUCUGUUGAAGGGAAAAUGAUAUUUAUUUUUCCCUAGAAUGGAAACUUCCCAUGAAGUUUGCUUCUUAUGGGUGCCUUAAAUUUCUUAAGACUAGGGAGUAGAGGAUGUCACUUCUACUCAAAAUUCCAUGAAUUACUAAAGCAUUGGAAUCACAGGAGCCUUUAAACUAGUUUCAGAACACAAUCUGUCACACAGUAAAGUGAGUUAAAGUGUUUGUCUAAAUAGCAAAAUGAAAAUAAUCAUAAGGGGAAUAUGUCAGUUGUGAUAUUUUGCAUAUAUUUUUACAAAUGCGGUUAUCUUAGCAUGUUUGGUUUUUUUCAUCUGAUAAUUAUUCACACCAUAACUAGUUCUCUUACCUCUCAAUUUUCAUCUCAGGUAUAAAAUCACUAACCAGGUAUAGUCAAAGUACAUAAACAACUUUCAUCUCAUGGCCUUGCUUACUGUGCAGUCAAUAAGUCAUGUCUGCUAUUGCCAGUGCUUUGAUUACAUCAUUGGCUUUCUAAUUAAUUGAUUAUAGUUACUGUCUUUAACUGUGUAAUUAAAUACUGACAGUAGGUCAAGGUUUACUCAUUAAUGUCUGUCCUUAGUAGUGAAUUUUUAAGUUUAAAAACUAAGCUACCAACUCUGGGAUGUUCCAUAAUUCCUGGUAGACUAAAUUUUCCACUCUUUCUUAAAAUUUGUUAUGAAAUACACAUAGUGUGAUUUGAACCAGCAGGGUUGUGGUUUGGUUUUUUUAUUUUAUUUUUAUUUUGCACCCAGCAUUAUAAAAUAUAUGAACAUUCUUGAUUUUGUGUUCACUCUAAGAGCGCACAUCUUAUAAUGGCACUGUACACAGUGAUAUUAAGGUGGGCAGUUAGUACUUAAUGCUUUUAGUCAUAGCUGCAUAUUUUUGUAGAAAAUGUUGACUCCCAAGCAUAUUUCAGCAUAAUUCCAUGUUCAAUGUUUAUCUAGAUUGGCUAAAUUGUUUGUAAAAACUCAUUUGAAGUUAGUGGAACAAAAAACGUUUUGACAGUCUCAUGGCUUGCAUGAUGGACCAUUGUAUUUAGUUGUUUCCAGAGCAAGAUGUAUAGUACAAUUAAUUCUAGAAAAAGGGUCAGUGUUUAGUUCAAGUAUUGAGUUAAUAUUUUGUACAGUUUGCAAAGAAAGCUGUUUGCAGUAAGUGAGAUCCUCCUGAGAAUUACUGUAAUUGUAUCUGAAGUGUGAAAUUGCUGUGACAAAGCUGAAAUUUCAAAUCAGUACAAUCUUUGUAGUUAAUGUACCCCUAAACAAGGGGCCUGUUCUCCUUGUAAUCGAGAUUAACUUGGAGAUUUCAGCAUGAAAGUCAGUUUCACAUGAAGUCAGACUUCACUAGGUGCUUUUUUUAGGCCAAAACUUAUCUUGGAUGAAAAUGCAAGAGUAAAACUAAUUUAACAAAAAUACAAUUUAAAAACUAAUUUUACAUUGUAUAAUUUACAAUUAGAAUUAAUGGGCUAAAUUUUGCAGUUGCAUAUCUUCAAUUUGAAAACAAUGUAUAACAAUCUUACUUGACAUUCCUGAAACAUGAUAAAGAUACUCUAAAAUUAUCUGCUACUUUUCAUGGAAUAUCAAAAACCUAAGAAUUGUAUGCACCUGAAUGCAUGCAAGUUUAAAACAGGGAAGUAGCAGGAAAAGCUGUUUUCAAAGAUUUAUUGAUUAAAGUUUUACAGAGCUUUAACUGUCCUUACAGUAAAUUAUCUGAUUGUAGUAUUUGGGAGUCUAAGACACUUCGCUGCUGUUCUUUUU